Psilocybe cubensis is the source of this 2994-nucleotide messenger RNA. RefSeq lists its product as uncharacterized. Lineage: Eukaryota; Fungi; Basidiomycota; Agaricomycetes; Agaricales; Agrocybaceae. The record is from RefSeq and is a predicted model, not a curated record. The coding region runs from base 1 to 2994 and encodes 997 amino acids. The transcript is spliced from 10 exons. Gene Ontology annotation, molecular function: 5'-3' RNA helicase activity; RNA binding; zinc ion binding.
AUGGCUGGAAAUUGCCCCAACGUUCUGGCUCAGGGAACCUGCUCUGACUCUAAUUGCAAGUUCAGUCAUACCAUCACCACCUGCGAAACUUGUAAUCUCGUCUUUGAGGACAGCGACGCCUACGAAAUCCAUCUCUCCGACAAAAAACAUCAAAGCAGGGUAUCGGGCUCUUCUGUUGUGUCUCACUGCAUUAUAUGUGUUGCAAACAUCACAGGUGGUGAAAAGGGGUGGCAAGUUCACAUUACAGGAAAACGUCACGCAACUCAAGCCAUCACAAAGGGACUUUCCCCCUCUAUCGAACCACAGGCGGCCAUUACAACUGCAAAGAACACGUUCUGCGACUUGUGCCAAGCCAUGGUCUACAACGCUCACUGGAACGCGCAUAUAAGGAAAGAACAACAUACAUCACGGGAGUCCUUUAUGAGGUAUAGAAGUGCCCUCGAAGAUGCGGAAGCCGAUAAGAAUGAUGUGAUAGUCGAAGGUAGCUUUGACUUUGACUUCGUGGACCCCACUGCAGCUGCUGCUGGGGUUCAUCUGUACGCGAACGUCAAAACGACCGUAAUACAUGGCAGAUGCGAAUUGUACGAACUGAGGCUUGCAUCCACUCAAGGAACACGGACCAUCAUUCCUUCUUUCUCUGCAGAGAUUCGAGGCACCUCACGAAGUGUUACAACGCAGACCGCCUUGACUGUUGUAGUCACCCUUCGCCAAGGUUAUAUUGGACGGUACGAGGACCGCUUGGAGUUUGUGUUCCGGGAUACGAGGCUCAGAAAAUAUUUCAUCAUUUCGCGAACCCUGAAAGCAAUAGUUGGGUACAAAGAAGAUCACGAAACAUUGCGACCAUCAGCACCAUAUAUCCCGCGCACGCGGUCGGCCUACAAGCCCAUCUCAAAUGUCGUCGAGGGUGUGAAGCCUCCAGCACUUAGUGCUGUCAAAUAUGUUGUGCGCCUCCCCCGAGCAGAAAUACCUCACCAAUUGCAAAUUAUGCUAUCCGGCUCCGAAUCGACUCACCGGCUGAUGAACAACAUCAAAAAAAUUUUCAUGCCGUCUUCCUUGAAUAGUGACACGUACGGCAGACACUUCAAGAACCUAUUGUGGGUUGAGGAGUAUAAAAUGGAGCAGGACUUAGAGAGAUAUGACAUUCCAAACGCGUCGUUGGCUAAGUAUAAUACCUACUAUUACUUGCGAGUUCCCGGAUUGGCAGAAAAGCGCCCCAGUGUUUUAGUCGGCGACCUGAUUUUAGUUCAGGAACGAGGCUCAAGAGACGGUCGUUGGUUUGAAGGCCAUGUACACAUCGUUCGUCAAGAAGAAGUGGGAUUGCGAUUCCACGGUUCUUUCACACAGUAUCCUGAAGGGAAAUUAUUCCAUGUCAGGUUUAAAUUAAAUCGCAUUCCUACUCGUCGACAACACCAGGCAAUGGACAGUGUUUUUACAGAAGACCGUGUUCUAUUCCCUCGAGUUACUCACAUCACCCCUGGCCCUGCUCGCCGGCCCGCAAGUCUGGGCAUGAAAUUGUUCAAUCCUUUGAUCAACACUAAUCCGCCUCAGCUUCAAGCUGUCGCUUCAAUUGUUUCUAUGCGUCGUGGUUCUCCUCCAUUUGUUGUAUUCGGCCCACCUGGGACCGGCAAGACAAUUACCAUCAUCGAGGCUAUUAUGCAGCUUUUGGAGGCUGACCCUGAGGCAAAAAUCCUUGCCUGUGCCCCCAGUAAUUCUGCGGCAGACCUUAUUGCGUCUCGUCUUCAGGAACGUAGGCUAAAGGACACCCAACUUUUCCGAUUCUAUGCUGCUUCACGCUUCAAAAACCAAGUACCUGAUGCAUUGCUUCCCUAUACGGCUAUGUCAAAUGGUCAUUUCACCGUACCGUCCAUGCAGAGAAUGCGCAGCUUUCGUGUUGUGGUGUCAACUUGCGUUUCUGCUUCGUUUUCCGCCGGCAUUGGCAUGGCUCGUGGCCAUUUCACGCAUAUAUUCAUCGACGAAGCUGGUCAGGCAAUGGAACCUGAGGCAUUUGUCUCCAUCAAGACAAUGGCUGAUAGUAAUACCAACAUAGUUCUUUCAGGCGAUCCAAAACAACUCGGUCCCAUAGUGCGUUCCUCUAUUGCCAGAGCACUUGGAUUGGAGAAAAGCUAUCUAGAGCGAUUGAUGGAUAGUGAGCCUUACGACUUAAAAAACUCGUACGGAAAAAGUGUUGUCAAGCUCGUCAAGAAUUUCAGAUCGCAUGACGCAAUAUUGAAGUUCCCCAAUCAAACCUUCUAUGAAAAUGAAUUGCAGGCAUGUGCCGAAGCGUCGGUCAUUAACACCUACACGGAUUCGCAAUAUCUUCCUUCCAAGAAAUUUCCGGUUGUUUUCCACUCGGUGGCCGGAAAGGAUGACAGGGAGUCAUCUUCCCCGUCAUUUUUCAACAUUGACGAAAUUACCCAAGUUAAAAGCUACGUGCAAAAGCUCAAGUCUGACCGAGCGUUCCGCACCGCUGAUAAAGACAUUGGUAUCAUUGCUCCUUAUCACGCACAAUGCGUGAAAUUAAGGGCAGCUUUGCGAAGUGUCGCAGAUGAUAUCAAGAUAGGGUCGGUUGAAGAGUUCCAAGGACAGGAACGCAAGGUUGUCAUAAUUUCGACCGUUAGAAGCAGCAAAGAGUUCGUGGAAUACGAUUUAAAGCACACUCUCGGGUUUGUGGCCAAUCCCCGACGAUUCAAUGUCGCGAUAACAAGGGCACAAGCUCUACUUAUCAUUAUCGGUGAUCCACAGGUCCUAUCUCUCGACCCACUCUGGAGGUCAUUCCUAAACUACAUAUAUUUGAACGGCGGAUGGAUUGGUCCAGACAUUCCAUGGGACCCUAACACCGCCGUCGAUGAGGCUGGUGGAUACGACAAAGCUAUUCGCCAGAAUGCGAGUAUAGAUAUGGAUGCAUUUGCAAGGCGUAUUGAAGGCCUAGCGUUGGCUGAAGUUGAUGAGGAUUUAGAUGCAAAUGUGGAUAGACCGUGGCGCGACGUUGAGUAG